UAGGGCCUUCCUCCGCCGCGCUAGUUCCUCAACCCUAAACCCCUAGAACACCGAGCACCGCCUCCGGGGCGCCGGACACCUCGGAGGCUUCGCUCAGCCCGUCCCGAAAGCUUCGCCCAGCUGCUCACCCCCGCGUCGCCUCUCUCCCCGGUUCGCUCCGCCGCACUGCUCCCAGGCGCGCCGGGCCCUUCAUCUCCGCCCCAUUCGCUCUCCGAAAUUUAAUGGUAAUAUUCCUCUUCGUGCCUGGCGAACUGGGCGCUGCGCGCGGCGGGUUACGGAGGGUGCCUGCUGGCCCGCCGCCCCAAUGAUCGCCUCCUCCUCCGCGCAGUCAUGGCUUAAGGUCGGCGGUGAGAAUCAUCUAGCUAGGGCGAUCUCUUUAGAGUUUAGUAGGGGGCGCUCUACAAUGUUGGGUUCCAGAAUGAGGUUUAGAAAUGCUCUUGGUUCUAGGCUCUUCCGGUGGUGCUCACGUGAUAAACACACGUCCGUGCAGAAGCUGUUGCAGGUGGAUGGGGUGGCGGAGAGAUCAAAGCUCCUCAACAAAGUACCUGUUUUGAUGGGCUAUAGUAACACACAGUAUCUAAUGGAGCAAGAAAGAGUCCGCAGAGAAUCUGCUACAGAGUUGAUCAGUGUCUUGAAAGAAAUUGAUUUCGCGGAAAUUUCGGCAAAGUUUCCUUGCAUAAAAAUCGGUGACUCAUCACCAAUUGAACUAUAUGAUGAUUCUGCUGGUAUGAUGUGCAAAGAAACCAUGCUUUCUGGAAACCUCACGAAUUUCAUCCUAGAAUCUGGUGGAAAUUUGGAGACGGAUCGUGAAUUUGCUGACAAGUGCCACCCAUUAGAUCCAUCCAUAGCAAAUUUAAACAAUCCUCCAAUUAGUGAAGAGAGUUCUCUCAUCACUCAGAAUAUUUCUCAUGAACCGGCAGUUGAUGCUGAGGUUUGCGCUGAGUCAUUACCUGAUGCUGCAACUGCUGAUGGUAAUGCCCUGGACAAAAGUGAAAGUUGUUUGCCUGGAGAACCAGCGGUUGGUAUGGAAGCUUCUCUCGAGUCAUUAGCUGAUGCUACAAGUCCUGAUGGUAAUAUCUUGGACAAAGAUAUAAGGUCCUUGCCUGGAACAACUAGUAGGCAAUAUCGCAAGCUAGAGGAUGGCGGUUUCCAUACGAUCCGCAAAUUGUUGCAGCAUUUCCCCCGGACCUAUGCAGAUCUACAAAAUCCUCAAGGUCUAAUAGAAGAUGGGCAGUACAUCAUGUUCUUUGGAACUGUUAUAUCUUCCAAGGGAGUCAAGAUUAGAAGUACUUUAGGUCUUGUUGAGGUUGUCGUUGGUUGUUCAAUAGUUGAGACCGGGUUAAGCUCUUCAGCUAUGAGUUGUAACUCUGGUGCAGAGCAAAAAAAGACUAUUCAUUUGCACCUCAAGAAGUUCUUCAGCGGCACACGUUUCUCUUCUCCAUAUUUUCUUAACUGCAUAUCAUCAAAGCACAAAGAGGGGGAUCUUGUUUAUGUCAGUGGUAAGGUGAAGAAGGUACUGUCUAAUGGGCAUUAUGAUUUGAAGGAGUACACUAUUGACAUGCUUGAAGAAGAGCAACAAAGUACCCUGCCUGACAGGAAACCAUAUCCUAUAUAUCCAUCAAAAGCGGGUCUGGAAGCACGUUUGCUGGGCCAGUCCAUCUCUAGGACCUUGAAGAUGCUGACUCCAGACAUUGAUCCUAUUCCUCCUGAGGUUCUCGCUGAGUUCAACUUGGCAAAUCUUUUUGAUGCUUACAUGGGGAUUCAUGAACCUAAGAAUCGAGAUGAAGCUGAUUUUGCUCGACGAAGGCUUAUUUUCGACGAUUUCUUUUAUCUCCAGUUGGGAAGACUAUUUCAAAUGCUUGAAGCAGUUGGUACACGGGUUGAGAAGGAAGAAUUGCUAUUUAAGUGUGAAAAUCAUGAGUUGAAUGCUGUUGGUGUCGAUCUGUGGUCUCCUCUUGCAAAGAAAUUGUUGAAGGCUCUUCCUUAUUCACUUACUGCUAGUCAGUUAGAUGCUGUUAAAGAGAUUAUAUGGGAUCUCAGAAGACCAGUUCCUAUGAACAGGCUCUUGCAAGGGGAUGUUGGUUGUGGUAAAACUAUAGUGGCUUUCCUAGCAUGUAUGGAGGUUGUUAACUCAGGAUUUCAGGCUGCAUUCAUGGUUCCAACUGAGAUACUUGCUGUUCAGCAUUAUGAACACCUAACUUCAUUGCUGGAGAAGUUGGAUGGAGAUGAAUGCAAACCAAAUAUUGCCUUGCUAACUGGUUCCACUUCCACCAGGGAGUCGAGGAUAAUUCGAAAUGGUCUCAAGACUGGAGAAAUAUCGAUGGUCAUUGGAACACACACCUUAAUAGCUGAUAAAACUAACUUUUCAGCCUUACGUAUCUCUGUUAUAGAUGAGCAGCAACGCUUUGGUGUUGUUCAGCGAGGAAGAUUUAAUAACAAGCUGUAUACUCCGUCUUCAAAGCUGAGUGAUGAAAAUGGAAACGCAGAUGUGGCUUCUGAUUCUGAAACAUUUAUGGCUCCCCAUGUUCUUGCUAUGUCAGCUACCCCAAUUCCAAGAACACUGGCCCUUGCUUUGUAUGGGGAUAUGUCUCUUACUCAGAUUACAGACUUGCCUCCAGGAAGGCAACCCAUAGAAACUCUUGCCCUUGAAGGAAAUGAUGCUGGGUUUGAAACUGUCUUCCAGAUGAUGAGGGAUGAGCUAAUGGAUGGUGGCAAAGUCUACCUUGUUUAUCCUAUCAUAGAUGAAUCAGAGCACCUACCACAACUCCAUGCUGCUAAAGCUGAUUUUGAUUCUAUAAAGGAAAAGUUUGAAGGUUACCCAUGUGGGCUGUUGCAUGGGCGCAUGAAGGGCGUCGAGAAGGAUGAAGCUCUGGGCAAUUUUAGAUCCGGGGAAACUCGUAUUCUCCUCUCAACCCAAGUUAUUGAGAUCGGAGUCGAUGUUCCUGAUGCUUCUAUGAUGAUUGUCAUGAACGCUGAGAGAUUCGGUAUGUCUCAACUGCACCAGUUAAGAGGGCGGGUUGGCCGUGGGGGAAAGAAAUCCAAGUGUAUACUCCUGUCCUCCACUUCUAGCACAUUGCCACGGUUGAAGGUUCUUGAGAAGUCAUCCGAUGGAUUUCACCUAGCUAACGCUGACCUGGUGAUGCGUGGCCCUGGCAAUCUGCUUGGCAAGAAACAGUCAGGACAUCUUCCAGAAUUUCCAAUAGCUAGACUGGAGGUUGAUGGAGCUAUUCUACAAGAGGCGCAUCUCGCCGCAGUAAGGGUUUUGGGAACAAGCAACGACCUAGCAUUAUAUCCACGGCUGAAAGUGGAGCUCAGCAUGAGGCAGCCCUUGUGCCUUCUUGGGGAUUAAACACUCCUAUUUGACAGAACAGAUAAUGCAAUGCGACCCUGCAAAGCUGUCAUGUGUAGUGUAUAAGGCAUGCUUAACUGUGCUUGUAUUGAAACUAUCUGAAGUGGCAAAGCUGGUAUGAACCACGCAGUUCAUCCUGGCUGGUGGAUGGAAACAACGCUUCUAACCGUUGUCAAAUGAUGUGUAAGAUUGUGUAAUCAAGACAUGGUUAAUGACGAGAUCAGUACUUUUAGUUCA
Molecule: messenger RNA, 3586 nt
Organism: Lolium rigidum
Lineage: Eukaryota; Viridiplantae; Streptophyta; Magnoliopsida; Poales; Poaceae
Product: ATP-dependent DNA helicase homolog RECG, chloroplastic
Exons: 17
Coding region: 305-3349 (1014 amino acids)
Biological process (GO): DNA recombination; DNA repair
Molecular function (GO): nucleic acid binding; DNA helicase activity; ATP binding
Source: RefSeq, a predicted model, not a curated record